GUGGAGAAAAUAGUCCAAAAAACAUGAAAAUAAUAUUAACAAAAAGAUUAAAAAAAAGAAGAAAAAAAUUGUUGUGAUGACUGUGCAUAUACAUAUACAUAUGCACAUACAUAGCCACCAUAAACCUCAUACAGACACAUACCAAUCACACUCUUACAUAUGAUGAUCCAAUAAGAUAUGGUUAGGGGAGUUUGGUAAGAAGACAAUUAUCAUGAAUCAGAAGUAUAUCAUCCAGUUGGGAAGUAGGCAGCCAAUUAUAUUGCAGAAUGGCUUCAACUGUUAAUCACAAGUUUGGUCUCACUUAACCUUCUCCUACUCUUCACCGUCAUUCUUUUGGGUCUCCCUCCAUAUUAUAUUUCCCUCUUAUCUCAUUACUUAAACUCUCCGAGAUCCUUUUUUUCUUCUCGAAUCAUAUCACAGGAUGGCUGGAGGAACAGCCCUGAAUCCGACCUCUGUUGGGUCUAAGCCAGCUCCUGUCAGAAGCCAGGAACCCGAGAGAGUGACCAAUAACUCGAAGAUGGUCCAACCGGUUUCAGCCGUCGAGGGAGAGAUGGGUAAGCGGCCGAGAGGAAGGCCUGCUGGCUCCAAGAACAAGCCAAAGCCUCCUAUCAUCGUGACCCACGACAGUCCAAACGCUCUCAGAGCUCACGCUAUGGAGAUCGGUUCGGGCUGUGAUGUCUGUGAGACAUUAGCCGACUUUGCAAGAAGGAAGCAGAGAGGUCUCUGCAUUCUCAGCGCCAAUGGCUGUGUCACGGAUGUCACGCUUAGACAGCCGGCUUCCUCGGGGGCCAUUGUGACGUUGCACGGCCGUUUUGAGAUUCUUUCUUUGCUUGGAUCCAUCCUGCCUCCACCAGCACCCAUCACCGGUCUGACCAUUUACUUAGCCGGGCCUCAAGGACAGGUCGUGGGGGGAGGAGUGGUCGGUGGGCUUAUCGCUUCUGGACCUGUUGUCCUCAUGGCUGCAUCCUUUAUGAACGCUGUUUUCGAUCGUCUUCCACUGGACAAUGAUGAUGAAGCUGCUGCUGCUGCUGCUGCAAUGCAGAAUCAGCAUUAUUAUCAGAACAGCAGAUCCCGCCCCUCGGAUGACAUGUAUGGACUGCCUCAGAAUCUGCUCACAAAUGGAAAUGGACCUUCUGAUGUUUACGCUUGGGCGCCUCCUCGAGCUAUGUCAAAACCUUAGUUCUCCCUCUAAUACCCUGUUUUAUCACACACAGCUUGUCCCCUUUAGCUUGUUUUUUUACUACUUCGGAUCGAGUUCAAUGUUUCUGUAGGUAGAACCUCGAGUCUAGUAGAACCGCAUCUCAUCUUCACUGUACCUGUACCUGUACCUACAAAACCGAAAAGAUGGGAAAGAUCACACGUGUGCACCUUUAACAUUA
Molecule: messenger RNA, 1379 nt
Organism: Tarenaya hassleriana
Lineage: Eukaryota; Viridiplantae; Streptophyta; Magnoliopsida; Brassicales; Cleomaceae
Product: AT-hook motif nuclear-localized protein 16-like
Exons: 1
Coding region: 422-1180 (252 amino acids)
Biological process (GO): vegetative to reproductive phase transition of meristem
Cellular component (GO): nucleus
Molecular function (GO): minor groove of adenine-thymine-rich DNA binding; DNA-binding transcription factor activity
Source: RefSeq, a predicted model, not a curated record